AUGCACUCCACCACUCUCAUCUCCUUCCUUCUCCUCCUCCUCACCCCCCUCUUCGCCGCCGCCCAAGACACCAUCAUCGGGCCCAGCACCACUGCCGCCCCUGCCGGCGCUGAAUCCACCUCCUUCUCCAGCACCACCACCGUGCGCACAACCAUCACCUCCACACAAGUCACCUUCAUCACCAUGACCGGUGUCCCCCCGUCCUCAAGCACCGUUACUGGUAACGGUACUGCCAUUGCGACCGGGAGCCCCUCGGCUGUUCCAUUUGUGGGUGCUGCGCCUGGCGCGUUCAGGGCGUCAGCAGGGAUGGGCGCUGUGGUUAUUGCGGCCGCCGUAUGGCUGUUGUAA
Molecule: messenger RNA, 348 nt
Organism: Morchella importuna
Lineage: Eukaryota; Fungi; Ascomycota; Pezizomycetes; Pezizales; Morchellaceae
Exons: 2
Coding region: 1-348 (115 amino acids)
Source: RefSeq, a predicted model, not a curated record